Homo sapiens (human) is the source of this 2320-nucleotide messenger RNA. RefSeq names its product phosphoethanolamine/phosphocholine phosphatase 1 (gene PHOSPHO1). The transcript has 4 exons. Gene Ontology annotation, cellular component: extracellular vesicle; extracellular membrane-bounded organelle; extracellular matrix. Gene Ontology annotation, molecular function: phosphoethanolamine phosphatase activity; phosphocholine phosphatase activity; phosphatase activity. NCBI's taxonomy places the organism in Eukaryota, Metazoa, Chordata, Mammalia, Primates, Hominidae. Gene Ontology annotation, biological process: bone mineralization. Bases 388 to 1440 code for a protein of 350 amino acids. The record is from RefSeq and is a predicted model, not a curated record.
GCAGCAGCCGCAGCGCCGGCCGCGGCUCCGGCUCCGGCUCCGGCUCCCGGGCAUUUAAAGGGGACGCGGCGGCUGCCCGGGGGGGAUGAGGGGCAAGUGGAGGGGACGGCUCAGACGCACAUCAUCCUCAGUCCCUCGGGACUGGAGGGACUCGUGAGCCGGAGCCCAGAAAUCCGGGGGUGGAUAAGACACCGCGUCCCCUCCAAUUCCCGUAAGCACCCCUUGCUCCAUCCUGCGCCCCAAUACCUCAGCUAGCCCCCUUCCCCACUUCUUACACUCCAAACUCAGCCGGGACAGACCUCUGCUGCCGCCGCCCCCACGAACGUGUGACGACGGCUGGAGGCCAACAGAGUCCCUACAGGUGGUGCUCACGGUAAUGCACCGACAAUGAGUGGCUGUUUUCCAGUUUCUGGCCUCCGCUGCCUAUCUAGGGUGUGUCAUGGCCUGGUGCGGGAGGCUCUUACCUCCCCAAGCCCCACUGCUUCUCCUGCUGCCCGCUUGCUUCGGACUCUGGCAGAAACCCCACCUGCUGACACGUUCCUCCUGGGGAAUUGGUGUUGGAUGUGCCAGCGCCUCUGGCCGUGGCCCGCUAACCAGCCUCUCCCGGGCGGGCUCCUGCCGCGCCCCCUCUCGCUUGCCCCCUCCUCCUCCUCCUCCUGCUGCUCUCCCCCCUGCUCCCAGGACGGCAGGAUGGCCGCGCAGGGCGCGCCGCGCUUCCUCCUGACCUUCGACUUCGACGAGACUAUCGUGGACGAAAACAGCGACGAUUCGAUCGUGCGCGCCGCGCCGGGCCAGCGGCUCCCGGAGAGCCUGCGAGCCACCUACCGCGAGGGCUUCUACAACGAGUACAUGCAGCGCGUCUUCAAGUACCUGGGCGAGCAGGGCGUGCGGCCGCGGGACCUGAGCGCCAUCUACGAAGCCAUCCCUUUGUCGCCAGGCAUGAGCGACCUGCUGCAGUUUGUGGCAAAACAGGGCGCCUGCUUCGAGGUGAUUCUCAUCUCCGAUGCCAACACCUUUGGCGUGGAGAGCUCGCUGCGCGCCGCCGGCCACCACAGCCUGUUCCGCCGCAUCCUCAGCAACCCGUCGGGGCCGGAUGCGCGGGGACUGCUGGCUCUGCGGCCGUUCCACACACACAGCUGCGCGCGCUGCCCCGCCAACAUGUGCAAGCACAAGGUGCUCAGCGACUACCUGCGCGAGCGGGCCCACGACGGCGUGCACUUCGAGCGCCUCUUCUACGUGGGCGACGGCGCCAACGACUUCUGCCCCAUGGGGCUGCUGGCGGGCGGCGACGUGGCCUUCCCGCGCCGCGGCUACCCCAUGCACCGCCUCAUUCAGGAGGCCCAGAAGGCCGAGCCCAGCUCGUUCCGCGCCAGCGUGGUGCCCUGGGAAACGGCUGCAGAUGUGCGCCUCCACCUGCAACAGGUGCUGAAGUCGUGCUGAGUCUGGCCGCCUGCAGGGGGGUACCCGGGCCAACGGCGGAGGGGGCGGGGAAGGGAGAUUCGGCAAAGACAGCUUUACUACUCCCUUUUCCCUUUGGCUUUGUUAUGUCCCUCUGGGAAUUUCUGGAAUCUCGUAUUUGGGGGCUUGGGGAAGGGGGCUCAGAGCCGUCCCUAUCUAUUCAGUUAACCCACCUCGGCUGCCUCCCCCACUCCACUGUGCACGGUUGAGUUCUGGAGUCUGACCCAUCGCGGGGUGGCGCGCAAACCUUGGAAGGCAGCAGUAUUUCCUGGUCCUCCCAACUGGGAGGAAGGGGCCCCCCCGGCAGGUGAGAGAAGGAACAUCUCCCGCCGCUGUAACUUGUUGCCUCGGGCUGCGUGACCGCCCCUCCUCCAGUCUACUGUGGAGGGAACCCAGGAUCCUGAAAUUCUCCUGGCCGCAAGAACUCCCCACAGAGGCAGAAGAGGGUCUCCACCUAUGGCCCCAGGCCUUUGCGAUCUUGCUUCACCCACCGCGACCCCACACUAUUUCUGUGCUGUCCACACUCUCUUGCCUCCCGACCCCCGCACUCCCUUCUAGCACCCCCAAAGGAAAAGCCAGAGGAACAAUCGCCUCCUGGUGGUGGUACGAGGUAGCGCACCGUCCGGCUCGGGUCCGGACAGCCAGUAACCUCGCAGAGAGUGACGGUGUCUCCUUGCAUCCCAGCCUCGUCUAUGCAGCAAGAGACCAGGGACUUCACCAAAGUCACCCUCGCGGGCUGGGCCUUCCACGCAUCCCCCCCACCCCCCAUGGAACAGAAAGCCAUGUUUUUAAGCAGAACCAGCGAAACCCAAGCCCCUCCUUCCUCUGGUGUUUUACAACUAUAAAGGAGGUGAAGGGGGAA